This is a messenger RNA of Caenorhabditis auriculariae, 3211 nucleotides long. NCBI's taxonomy places the organism in Eukaryota, Metazoa, Nematoda, Chromadorea, Rhabditida, Rhabditidae. The record is from the annotation of a GenBank genome assembly.
AUGGAGCUCUUUUCACUCAUUAUCCAUAUAUUCGGUCUGCAAUUUGUUGCUUCGCGUUCAGGUGGAACAAUUUUCAUUAAUUUUUCAAAUCACUUUGGAUUUUCUUUCAAUUGCCACGCUUUUCUAUAGUCAAUUCUUUCCGACCUGAAAUAAGAAGAAAGAAAGAAAAAGAGCAGAUAUGAGCCAUGAAAACCUUUUUCUGCCUCUUGCAGCUGUAAACGAGUCUCGAUGCUAUCUUCGAUGGGAAUCUGAUUUACGAAGUGAUAAACUCUUCAAAAAUAAUCCAUUCUCCAACUGCACGUGAGUUUCAAAAGUGGAUAUUCUUGAAUAUGCUAAUCUUUUGAGUAUCGCAAGAAGUAUCAAAUUCAUAAAUACGGAUCUAACCAACGAUGAAAUUAUCAAGUUGCUCGAAAACAUCACAAAACUUGAAAGCAGUGAACCAAGCAGAACAGGUAUCAAGUCAUCUGCUUCUGAAUAUUCAACCACUUUCUGCAGUAAACAUCACUUUCUCGAAAAACCGCAAUCUUGGCGGAAAGAUCUUUUCGGUUCUUUUCAAAAACAUGACUCUUAGUAACAGUUCCAAGGUAUUGUGCGACUCGCCGCAAAUUCGCAAGGCAAUUUAUGUUUUUUCUACUGUUUCAGCUCAAACUAGACAUAUUUGAUGCGGAUAACCAUUGCAUGAAUCUACCGAAGAUGAGUGAGUUCGACUCUUUAGGGAAAUUACCACAGUAACUUUGAAUUCGGCUAAUUAAGGAGUUUACUGGGGUUCUUCGAAAUUUCUGAGUAUUCAGAAAUGAAAUUUUUCGAUCUUUGCUUGUUUCCUAAAUUGUUCACGCAACGGACACGAAAAUGAAAAAUAGAAUCAAUUUUCCAGAUUCUAAUGCCUCAGUAAAGGGAGUUUCACCUCUAAUUUGUAACGUAGGUUUAUUUGUUUGAAGAAGACUUCUUCUGAUGGUAUCAGUUCAGCUCCCGAGUUCACGAGGAAUCGAGUUUACAAUCUUGGCAAUCAAGUCAGGUUUGUAUCAUUUUACGUAGUUCAUUUCUAUUUUCUCGCUUAAUCUCAAUGCAAAAACCUUCAGGAAACUUGAAAGCUUGUUUCUCGGCAUCGUCGGCCCUUUUGGGACGAGACGUUUCUUCACAAAUGUUCAAGAAAUCGGAACUCUCACUAGUAUUCGUUUUCGAAAACUCAUAAAGCCCCACUCAAACUAGAAACAUUAAUUCAGAAUUUUUAAGAAAAGUCGUCUCCUGUGUUUACUAUAUCGAAAACUAAUUUUGAAUGCUAUCGCUCGUUCCCCAACCUAAAGAAGUUAAUCAUUCACAAAGUUUCCACCCUCUUUUGUGGCUCUUUUAAGACGAUUUUCGUUUCAGCCGGAAGACAUUAAGCUUGAAGCGAAGGAACACUGUUGCAUGGACAAGGAGGACCUUGCGAAAAUCAAUGAAGUUGUCCAGUUUCCCAAUGGAACGGAUUUCAAAUUGACACAAAAAUGCGGUUUUUCUGUCUAACUUCCAUUUUUCAUCUCGAAAAAGUUCAGGUUGGUCGAAAUCAGCCAAAACAGACUUCUCCAGAGAAGUCCACCAUGGCCCGUUACAAAUUGAUUCUAGCGACAAUCUGACACAGUUCGAUUUCUGAGUAGUUCCAAGCAGUUUCCGACAUUUUCAGACUGGCUUUGCUGCGGAGCAUCCUAGAUGGAAACUUAAUUCUUUCAUCAAGCAAGUUUUUCACUGAAAACAAUUUCACAUCGGUGGUUCCAGAAUUAAAAUCGAAAAAUUUGGCUUUUCUCGCUUUUUUGCGAGAAAUAAGAUGUAACGAUAAAAAUAUAGGUACGUUUUUUGCGGUUCAGUCAUGAUACGACUGGAUGGAAAUCCUUUUUUAGUUGAAGCUCAACUAUUCCUCACUAUUUUUUCAUUCCAGUGAAAAAAAUAAAUAAAAAAGUUUUAUAGCGGCAGUAGAGAUCGGAAACCUGGGACUGGAAGAAUUUGACCUGCCGAGUCUGACUCUCAUCCGCAACUGUUCGAUGCGUUUUCAGUAUACGGGAUCAUUUUACAAAGGAUCAGAAACGUUUUCGGUUGACACAGGCUUCAUGGUAGCUGAUUCAUUUUUCUGCCUCAAAACAAUAUCUUCAUUCUGUUUACCGACUACUUCAUACAUAGAGUUCAGCAAAGAUCUCUCUUUUUUCGAAUACUCUCACCUAAUUCUAAUCAUAAAAGUCCUAAUUUUUAUAUUUUUAUUCGACCAAUCAUAGUGAAAAAACACGGAUCGCGGUUGUGGAAAUAAUUAUUCGUCUAUUUCUUCUACUAAUUUUCCUCUUCAGGAUGAGAAACAGCGUUUUUAUCAUUUCGACUCGUUUCAGCUGGUUCCAAAGAGUGGGACGCAAAGCUAUUCCAAAACUAAAAAAGUUGUUGAGCAUGCCUUUCGAACGAUACGAUGUGGAAGAGCAUGAGGUCGAUCUCACUCAGAUUCCGCAGCUGCACGACCAUUCUGGGCGACGUUGUCAUAGACGGGCUUUCGUUGUCGUUAGACAACAGCAUGGUCAAAGUCCUGACUGAAAUGAUGAGAACGGUUACUUUUCAGACUUAGUAGAAGUUCGACUCUUUUUAUUCUCAGGUGAGGGUCAUCGAGGGCAGGCUCAUUGUCAGGAACUUGAAAGUGACAAAGUUUCCGUCUUUUCAAACGCUGAAAGAAGUUCAUGCAGGAGGUGAUAGGGAUCAAAAAAGAAUAAUUUAUUCUCAUUCUCUUUCAGACGUGGACGUGGCCGUGCAGGUGCUCAAUAAUCCACACUUGCGAUCACUGUCUAUGUUUCUUCCUGUAAUAACAGCCAGAAAUCAAUCAGCCAUUCUUCUUUUAUUCAAGGUUUUUCGAACCGCUUCAAUUGAGAUGACUUAACUUUACAGAACAAUCCUAAACUGUGCAGAGAAAAAAGUAGGGCAUUUUUAUUCGGUAAAAGAUUUGUAUCAAUUGACAGCGGAAAGCAUAGUUGCUGUGAGUUUUCAUUUAUUCAAGCUUUUUCUAACUGUCAAGAAACUGUUUUCCAGCUUCCGAUAACGAUGUGUUUGACGGUGAUUAUGAAACAAUCGGUUUUCCCAAGCCCGCGAAGGAAAUAACUAAUUGAGAAAUUUAGCGCUCAUUAUCUACUACGGUUGCGUUGCAUUCAGCUUCGUGAUCUUAUCUAUAACAUUCUUUUCGUUCGGUCCAUCGAACCUGGAAGACUGA